This is a messenger RNA of Camellia sinensis, 678 nucleotides long. RefSeq lists its product as uncharacterized. Lineage: Eukaryota; Viridiplantae; Streptophyta; Magnoliopsida; Ericales; Theaceae. The record is from RefSeq and is a predicted model, not a curated record.
AUGCCAAAGGUGUUCCCAUCUGCUCACCACGGUUAUUGCUUACAACAGUUGAAGAACAACUUAAGAGACCAGAUGAAGGGAAUUGAUAAUGGAUUUAGGGACCACCUCGUUAGUAGUUUGGGUGUCUGUGCUUACGAGCCAACUAUGGUAGGGGGCAUGCGUUAUGGGGAGAUGACAUCCAAUGCGGCAGAGUCAUUUAAUAAUUGGAUUAAAGAAGCACGCAAUCUUUCUAUCACUCAGAUGGUGGACAAAAUUCGUACUAAGUUGAUGCGGCAAAUGUCUGCACAGCAUGACCAAGCAAACAUGUGGAAUGAGCUUAUUUGUUUUACAUUCGAAACAAUGCUUCUUCAUUCAUUCAAUGACAGCAGGUCUUGGCACGUGAGCAAAGCCAAUGGGGAUGUGUUUGAGGUUUAUUCUAUACCAUCUGUUACAGUUGAUAUUGCAAGACAGACAUAUCGUGCAGCCUAUUCGGGUGCUAUAUUCCCUAUGCCGUCGGUAGAAAAACCGUCUUUUGAUCCCACGGACUUCACUAUAUACCCACCAACUGUGAAAAGACCACCCAGCAGGCUGAAAAAGAAUAGAAUCCCAUCAAGGGGUGAAAAACUGAAGCAAAUAAGGUGCAGGAGAUGUGAUAAGUUGGGAAGCCACAAUCGAAAAUCAUGCAAGGAGCCGAUAUAG